Molecule: messenger RNA, 93 nt
Organism: Charadrius vociferus (killdeer)
Lineage: Eukaryota; Metazoa; Chordata; Aves; Charadriiformes; Charadriidae
Product: cytochrome c oxidase copper chaperone
Exons: 2
Coding region: 1-93 (30 amino acids)
Cellular component (GO): mitochondrial intermembrane space
Molecular function (GO): copper ion binding; copper chaperone activity
Source: RefSeq, a predicted model, not a curated record
AUGGACAGCAUCAUUGAGAAGGGGGAAGAAAAUUGCAGGCAGCUGAUUGAAGCUCACAAGGAGUGUAUGAGAUCUCUGGGCUUCAAGAUAUGA